Molecule: messenger RNA, 2146 nt
Organism: Cajanus cajan (pigeon pea)
Lineage: Eukaryota; Viridiplantae; Streptophyta; Magnoliopsida; Fabales; Fabaceae
Biological process (GO): response to abscisic acid
Source: RefSeq, a predicted model, not a curated record
GGGAAGGAAAGUAGUAACAGAAAAUACCUAUGCCUGAACGCACCUACAGACAUGUUGAUACCACCAGAACUCAUACCAUCGGUAGCGUCGAACAAUUCCUCCGAGGUACAGGAGGAGAUUCUUCGAGGAUGUCAUCAUCGUACUCUCCCACGUCCACUAAUUCCCCUUCCUCUCCUUACUUUGAGAGGUUGAAGCAACAUGAUCCCGAAGACGACCAUGGCCUCUAUCAGAAGAAAUCAGUUCUCACCAAAGUCAAGGAGAAGGCCAGGAAACUCCGCAACAGCCUCAGCAAGAGAAGACUCGACGAAAAUUUCACACCCUCCUGGGGUGUUAGCUUAGAUGAUGAUCAUGAUGAGGAAGAAGAAGUAGAUGCCGAAUACCUUGGAGCUCCAAUGUAUGAAUCAGAGCUGGCACCUGAGGGAUACAAAGAAAAUGCAAGGCAACAUCCAAGAGCAAAUCCAGUAAUAUCUGAGAAGCAUGUUUUGCACAACACUGUCAAACUAGGAGUGGAACAUGAUCGAGAGAAGCCACGUGUCAUGAACGCCACCACAACUCCAAACAUGUCACAAGUCUAUGGUGGAGGGUCAAAUGCAGCAGCACUUUCUUUAGCCUCAAAACUUCAAACUGCUGUUUCCACACAAACUCCUGCCAACAUUAACACUUCCUCCCAGACUUCAUCACUUCAAUCUCCAAUGCGAAAUUCUCCAUCCUCAACUGUCUCAUUGAUGAGUGGCAGGAAUACAAACCAAAGGGAUGCUUCAUUCAGUGAUUAUUUGAUCAACCAACCUGACCAAGGGGAUGAUGCCAAUACCACUUUGUCUCCAAUGCAAAAUUCACCAUCCUCAUCUGCUUCAAUAUUGAGUGGGAACCAAAAGGGUGUUUUAGUCACUGAUUAUUUGGUGAACAAGUCUGAACAAGAGGAUGAUGCCAAAACUAAUUUGUCUCCAAUGCAAAAUCCAUCAUACUCAUCUGCUUCAAUAUUGAGUGGGAAGAAUAUAAUCCAAAAAAGUGCUUCAAUCAAAGAUUAUCCAAUGAACAAGUCUGAGCCAAGGGAUGAUGCCAAAACUGUGCCUUCAAUAUUGCAAAAUUCACUAUCCUCAUUAUCUGCUUCAUUGAAUGCAAAGAAUAUAAUCCAAAAGAGUGCUUCAAUCAAAGAUUAUCAAAUGAACAACACUGAGCCAAGGGAUGAUGCCAAAACUACUUUGUCUCCAAUUCAAAACUCAUCAACCUCAUCUGCUUCAUUGAGUGGAAAAAAUAUAAUCCACAAGAGUGCUUCAAUCAAAGAUUAUCCAAUGAACAUAUUUGAGCCAAGAAGGGAUGAUGCCAAAACUCUGUCUUCGUUGCAACAUUCAUCAUCCUCAUCUGCUUCAUUGAGUGGGAAGAAUACAAGCCAAAAGAGUGCUCUUCUUAGAGAUUAUUCAAUGAACAAGUCUGAGCCGAGCGAUGAUAUGAAAACUGUAGUGUCUCAGCCUCAGGUAACAUCUGAAGCAAUGAGUCCAAGGAAAAGUUCUAAUAAUGGAGGUGUGUUGGAAAAGGUGAAAGGAGCUGUGAAUUCAUUGCUCGGGAAUGAGGAACCAUCACAACAAUAUGGAGUCAAAAUUGCUACUAAACGCAAUUCGCCUCAAACUCCGCAAGUUGGUCAGGAAGAGAACUGUGGCAGAAUUCUACAGGCAAAUUAAUAUUCCACUAGAGUUGUCCUUUAUACAUUUGUGUAUAUGAUUGCGUGUAUCUAAUAUGUACUCUCUUUUUUUUAUUAUUUUUUUUUAGCAUUUUGUGUAUGUAUCUAAUAAUAAUUAGACUGGAAAGAUCAUUUCCAAUGUUGUGUAAACUUAAUUUGUAUGGAAUAAACUCUGUACCAUGAUUAUCCACACACAAAAAUGUGUGCAGUGUUCACUUUCGUUAAUUAAUACAGAAGGAUUCAUCAGAAAAACACAAUUGUCACCAACAUGUUUACAUUGGUUGAUUAUGGCUUUAAUGUUGGUGGUAUGGUUGAUCUCCAAGAUGAAGAGAACAAAAUAGAGAAGGAAAACAAUUAGUGCACAAAUUCAUUCCAAGGUGUGGAUAAGUAUUUGUAUUUCUUUACCCUGGAUUUAAAUUAGGUUAAAAUGAUAAAUUUUCUUUAAAAUAUAAUAAAGUCCUUGGUUUU